AGUUAGCGUCGGGAAUGAAGAGGAAGACGAAGCUACCAAGAAAUCCCACCUUCUUUGAUAAUCUCCUAUUCACUCUUCGAAUCUUCGUUUCCCCUUCGAUUUCUCAUCCAUUCGCUUCCUCUAUCUAUUUAUUUAUUUAUGUGUAGAAAUAUUUGCCUAUGAUCUGAUACGAGAUGAAACUCCGCUUUUUUCUGGUUUCGUUGUUUGAUUUAUUUUUGUUGUACCACUCCGCGCUUGCUUCUCCCAACUAUCCAUGGGGAGUCAAUCGAUAUGGCGCUGCUUUCCAAGCUGCCGGCCGCCGUGUUUUGAUGUCCGAUGCUACCAAUGUGCCUGAUACUGCACUAGUGGCUGCCUUGGAUGGUACUAUUUAUCUAUUGGAUGUUGGUUCCCUGAAACCCCUGUGGUCAUUUUCGUCAGGCCCAAAUAUCUACUCAUCAUAUCAGGCUCCGGUUAAUCAUAAGGAAAAUGCAUCUGGAAUUGAAAGUAGUUACUUUAUUGAUUGUGGAGAUGAUUGGGAAUUAUACGCUCACAACAGCCUUGGCAAACUGAAACUUAUGAAGAGUCUUGAAGAGUAUAUAAGUUCUACUCCUCAAAUAGCAGAGGAUGGAGGAAUCGUACUUGGUACCAAAAAGAGCUCCGCUUUUUUAGUUGAUGCAAAGACUGGAAAGGUUAUCCAUGCAUACAGAAUGUCUGAUUCUCCAUCAACCACUAAGAGAAGUUUCAGUGAAUUUCCUUAUAAUGCUACUGUCAAUAAGCAGUACGAAUCUGAGACGGAGUCCAAUAUAAAGACCAACGAGCUACCUCUUUACGUUACAAGGACAGAUUACACAUUGACGUCGUUUCUUCCAAAUUCAGACAAAGUCCUAUGGAACGUGACAGUAGCUGAAAUUGGUGCUGCAUUCCUUUGUCAAGAUGGUGAUAAGUCACUUACUGAUACUCUUCCUGAUGAGUCUUUGGAGCCUGAUCUUCCUUAUAAGAUGCCAUUACCGUGUCAGUCAAGGGCACAUGUCUUUCGCUUUCGUAACGAGAAUACGUUCGAAACCUUGUCCUUGGCUCAUGGGCCGUCAAAGGCUCUUCAUCAUGAUAUGAUGCUUCCAGCAUCCACAGCUGAUGUUCUUCCGUCACAGCCAAAUGUUGAAAAAGUUCUGGAACUUCUUCCUGUGCAAAACAAUGGGGGUGUAUUUGUAGAUGGACAUGACAGUAAGGACAUUGAGGAUAUUCUUCCUUCGGAUGCAUUCAAUGAAAAUGGUGGCAUAAGUAGUGCGCAUGAUGUGGAGGUCCUUUCAGAUUAUGGAUCUGUAACACCUCAUCAGAAAUUAAGCACAUCCCAAGCUCUUAUUUUUAUCACUCUUGUAGUCUGUUUUGUCUACUACCAGUACCAGUACAGUGUGGUCUCUAGACCAAAAGCACUGGCUGUGCAGGCCACUGGUACGAGUUAUACGAAUGUACAUUCAAAGAGGAAAAAAUCUCGCAAAGCAGGAAAAAGCGGAAGUAAUGAUGGAAAACAAGAUAAGGAAGACAAUGAGGUUCAACACACACAUAUUGGGAGUGAUAAUAACUUUUGGAUGAACCUCAACCGACCAAUUUCUUGCAAUGAAGAUGGACGCAUGGUUGGUAAAUUAUUUAUUUCAAACAAAGAGAUUGCAAAAGGUAGUAACGGCACCAUUGUUCUUGAGGGGAUUUAUGAAGGCCGGCCAGUAGCCGUGAAGCGCCUUGUGAGAGCUUACAAUGAUAUUGCCGUUAAAGAAAUCCAAAAUCUUAUUGUGUCUGAUCGUCAUCCAAAUAUUGUUAGAUGGUAUGGAGUAGAGCAAGACCAAGAUUUCGUGUAUCUUGCGUUAGAACUCUGUUGUUGCAGCUUAAAUGAUCUUAUUGUCAUGCACUUAAAGUCCCCUACUCAUCCAACUUUUAAGAAGAACUUGGCUUUUGAGGUUGCAGCAGAGUAUUCAAUCCGUCUGGAUUAUAUGGAUGACCUUAUUCAUGGGUUUAACUUGUGGAACUCAGAUGGAUAUCCAUCACCUUUAUUGUUAAAACUGAUGAGGGAUAUGAUAUCAGGAGUUUCCCAUUUACAUGAGUUGGGAAUCGUUCAUCGGGACCUGAAACCUCAAAAUGUGUUGAUAUUAAAUGAAAGAUCUCUGUGUGCAAAGCUUUCAGACAUGGGCAUCAGCAAGCACCUUGUUGGAGACUUGUCAACCUUGAGUAAUCACGGUACAGGCUGCGGAAGUUCCGGAUGGCAAGCACCUGAGCUGCUUCUUCAUGGGCGUCAAACACGAGCAGUCGAUUUGUUUAGCCUCGGUUGUGUUUUCUUUUUCUGCAUUACUGGUGGAAGACAUCCCUUCGGGAGCCGCUUGGAACGCGAUAUGAACAUUGCAAAAAAUAAAGUUGAUCUUUCCCUGCUGGAUCAUAUCCCGGAAGCAGUUGAUCUACUCUUGCAAUUGCUAAAUCCCAAUUCUGAAAUGAGGCCAAAGGCGAGCGAUGUUCUUAACCAUCCCCUUUUUUGGAGCGCUGAGAUGCGGCUUUCCUUUCUCCGUGACACGAGUGAUAGGGUGGAACUGGAAGACAGAGAGGUUCAGUCAGAUCUCUUGAAAUCGUUAGAGAAUAUAGGACCUUUGGCUUUGGGUGGAAGAUGGAAUGAAAAGUUGGAUCCUUCAUUUCUUAAUAAUAUCGGUCAUUAUAGGCGAUACAGGUUUCAUAGCGUUCGUGAUUUGCUUCGAGUCAUGCGUAACAAGCUGAGUCAUUACAGGGAGAUUCCUGCAGAAAUUCAGGAACUAAUCGGAGCGGUACCUGAAGGAUUCGAUAGAUAUUUCAGGAGUCGGUUCCCAAAAUUAUUGAUUGAAGUGUACAAAGUGAUGAGCAAAUACUGCAGCAAAGAAGAUGGCUUUGCCAAGUACUUCAAUGGAAGUGACUUCUAGUUGUUGUUUCUAUUUUGUACAUAGAAGAAUAUGAUUGUGCAUUGUGUGUUGUACAUAACUUAGUAAAUUCUUAUUUUCUGGUGUCAA
Salvia hispanica is the source of this 2996-nucleotide messenger RNA. Its product is annotated as serine/threonine-protein kinase/endoribonuclease IRE1a-like. Gene Ontology annotation, molecular function: ATP binding; RNA endonuclease activity; protein serine/threonine kinase activity. NCBI's taxonomy places the organism in Eukaryota, Viridiplantae, Streptophyta, Magnoliopsida, Lamiales, Lamiaceae. The record is from RefSeq and is a predicted model, not a curated record. Gene Ontology annotation, cellular component: IRE1-TRAF2-ASK1 complex. Gene Ontology annotation, biological process: IRE1-mediated unfolded protein response; protein phosphorylation; mRNA processing.